GCUGUAUGACUAGAGAAGUGUCUGGGGGAUUUUCGGUGGGAUUGCCCGGUACAGUUGCAGCUGCUGAUGCUUUCAUACAACAGCACAGGCAGCUGCCAGAGAUCACUGGGAGAAGGAUACUUGCAAGUGCUUCAGGGGGACUCUUACACAGAGUGGGAUAUGGAAAAGCACUCUUAUAUACCAGCCUAACAGGAUUCUAGUGUUUUAGGAUGUGACAAGGUAACCGUAGCAAGGAUUGGAAGUGCCAUAAUUAGCAGGAUAACUCAAUGGACCUUGCCAAUGCCUAGGAGGUGAAUCUAUGUAUAUAUAAGCUUCUUACUGGAAAAGGAUCUAUGUUCUAGAGCGCUAGUUCUCCUUUGCUGUGAGCCCAACUGCAUGCUGAGAGAUGCUAGACAAUAGCUGCGGGCACUGUGCAAAGAAAGACCAUGGAAAAGUCAAGUAGUGAAGAUUCCUCCAUCCACAGAAGUCCGUCUGUAGACAGCAGAGACUCGGCUAAGCCUUCCACUUCAGCCAGGGACUUUGGGAGGGGGUUCACCGCCGGAGCGUUUUAUGGUACUGCUGGAUCCCGCAGCCAGGGCCAGGCCGGUGGCAAAAGGGACAAGUACUCUGCACCCAAGGGUGGGAAGUAUGUGGUGUUUUACCUGGAUCUAUCGUUUGUUUUCCUUCUAGAGUUUAAGAAGUGCAACAUGGCGCGAGGCUGUCUCUGCUGCUUGAAAUACAUGAUGUUCCUCUUUAACUUGAUUUUUUGGCUGUGCGGCUGUGGAUUAUUAGGAGUGGGAAUAUGGCUGUCUGUUUCACAAGGAAAUUUUGCAACAUUUUCACCCAGCUUCCCAUCGCUCUCAGCUGCUAAUUUGGUCAUUGCCAUCGGAACAAUUGUAAUGGUAACUGGCUUUCUUGGCUGUUUAGGCGCUAUCAAGGAAAACAAGUGCCUCCUUUUAAGUUUUUUCAUCAUCCUGCUGGUCAUUCUUUUAGCAGAGCUGAUCCUACUGAUCCUGUUCUUUGUGUAUAUGGACAAGGUCAAUGAGAAUGCCAAGCAGGAUUUGAAAGACGGCUUAUUGCUUUACAAUACAGAAAAUAAUGUGGGGCUGAAGAACGCGUGGAACAUAAUUCAGGCAGAAAUGCACUGCUGUGGUGUUACAGAUUAUACAGAUUGGUACCUAGUGUUAGGGGAAAAUACAGUUCCUGACCGAUGUUGUAUGGAAAAUUCCCAGGACUGUGGCCAUAAUUCUACCAGUUUAGUUUGGAAAACGGGUUGUUAUGAGAAAGUGAAAAUGUGGUUUGAUGAUAACAAGCAUGUUCUUGGCACCAUUGGGGUGUGCAUCCUCAUAAUCCAGAUACUGGGCAUGGCCUUCUCCAUGACACUCUUCCAGCAAAUACACAGGACUGGUAAAAAAUAUGAUGCCUAAAACAAUAAUAGGACAUUUGUAUCAACACAUACCUUGCCAUAAAGGAAGACAAAAAAAACUAAAAAUUAGGCAUAAAACCACCACCCCACUUUUUCUGCUUCACUGUAACAUGUCUACAGUCUGAACUUGUUCCUUGAAUUAUCUUUUUUCACAUAUUGCAUUUUUCUAUUAAUUUGCCAAAGAAGAAUCUGCAUUCUACAUAGAUGCACCCUAACAACCCUUCUCUGACUCAAAUGGAAGUGCUUCGCUUACUGAUAUACUUAAGACUCCUACCAAUACAGAACAAAUGAGCUUGUGCUUGCAGGACGUUUCUGGAAUGGGUUUUAGCAAAAGGUCUUCUAAAGACAAAGACAUGUUGGAACUGCUGAGAAUUCACAGGGAGCCUAGGAGAAAGCAGAAGACAAGCCAGUCUGCAUGGAAUUAAUGACAUCUUUGUACUUUGUUGAAACUCUUUGGUCACCGACUUAGACUAGAAUUAGUAUUUUCCUUUCCAUGUUUUUAAAGUUUAGGUUUCAUUUUCCACACAUUUUUUCAAAUCUUCCCCCCCAAAAAACUGUGUGAUCUUUAAAGGAUGUAUUGGGAUAUAAAACCUGAAAAUGAUAGAUCUUAGGACAUACUAUAUAAUGCAAAGAGAGGAUAAAGAGCUAUUGAUAAACUAUUUUCUCAUGAUUCUGCUCCAUAUCUGUGUUCUUCUUCAGUAUUGUGUUUGCACAGAAAGCCUACUAUUGUUUUAAGGCCAUGGAAAGUAUACAUACACAAAUAUUAUAUUUUUCUUAUCUGUGACUAAACUGGAGCAAAUACAUAAUUUUGAAAUACUGUAUGUUCUGCAUUUUCACGCAGCAAUGCAUUUGUAUUUUUUUAAGGAGAUGUAUAUGCAACUGCUCAACCAUGAGGUACACAAAAGUCACUUGACUACAUGCUCAACAUAUUCCAGCAUCAAAAGGGUGCUGGAUGCUGUAGCCAUGAGAUAUCACGGAUGGAUUUUUAACCCUACACUAUAUGAUAAGACUGUUCCCCAACUCUCCAAGGCACAUAACCUUGAAUGCAUGAGGAUCCACCAUUGACUGCUGAAGAGUAGGGAGUUUAAUGAGUAGAUGCACCCUAACAUGAAACGUUUAAAAUUCUUUAAAAGGAUCUUCUGUCGGUGUUGGUUGCAUCAUAUGGAGAAAAACUCAAGCUUAAAGCUGAAAUGCAAGUUAGAAUUUUAAGUGUUUUGGAAGAACAAAAUACUUGAUCUGAAGUUUUUAAUUUGAUGAUUUAAACUAAAAGUAUGAUGAUUGGAAACUGUAAAGUCUGCCUACUUGGAAUUCAUUGGAUGCAAGCUGAUAGAAUUGGUUGUUGAGUAGGUAAUGCCUAAAAACUAGGGCUUAUUUUAUGUCAUUGCUUUUAGAAUGCUUAUAAUUCCAUAAAUGUAUUUCUAGUCUUUGAGCUCUCUUGAGAUAAAAUUCAGUGGGUAACAUCUCCUUCCACCUAAGGGAUCAUGGACAUGCAUGCCCAAUAUCACUUUACUGGCCUAAAAUAUUGAAUUGUCUUGUUUUAUUUCAAGAAAACUUGUUCAGGUUCACAAUUUGAUUCAGCUCCAUUUGAUCCAAAAUAUACAGUUCUGAUUUCCACCAAAGGUUAGGCUUUUAGGCAUUACCAGUUGUGUAAUUUUGGAAAUUGGAAACAAAAUUACCCGUCAUGAAUAUGUAACAAAGUUUUUUCACUAGACCUUACAAUAUGAAACUGAAAAUUAAGUAAUAUUGCACAGAGAGUAAUUUUACUUUAUACCUAGUUGAGUAGGUGUUGCAUGCAAUGAGAAAGAAAUCUGUCUAACCUUUCCACAGUUUUGUUUUCAAUUAAGACUGCAAGAUAGUCCCUAUAAGUACAUAUCUGAAGAGCCAAGAGUGUUCCAGUGGAACCACCACCAUAAAGUUACAUCACGUUAUUCUUUUUAUAAAUCAGAAAUAUCAGUUGGCUAUGUUGAUGUGAAGAUUAGAAGGAUUGUAAUCAAUUGAAACUUAGGACAACAUAUUUUUUAAAUCUAAAAAACAACUUUUUUGCAUAGUGGCAACAUAUAUGUGUGAUUUUUUUUUCUUUUAGCAAUGUGAAACGUUAACAGAGCAAUGAACAAACCUGUAUCUUUGCACAUAUAUCAUUCUUACAAAACCACAUACAGUAUGUUUUAUGGACAUUCCUUCUAAUUGCUUAAUUACAUACCUCUAGUUUCAAUGCUGCUUAUUUUGACAGUGCCCACUGUUUACUAUCCGUCAAGGGCAUAACGUAUGCACAUAAUGAAAAGGGAAAUAGGUAAUGCAUAGUACUGAGGAUUUUAUCAUAUUGAUUUGGCAACCUGCCGACAUCAAAUGCAAUGGUAAUAAAUUGUACGAAUCCACAGGCUCAGAUUUUAGGCUUGGGUGCCCCUAGGUCACUGCCCCUAAGAUCAUACCAUCCUAGGCCCAGGCCUUUGUGGCUCGCCACAAAUCCAGGCCUUCUUAUCCAAAUUGUUAAACCAAUUAAUGAGUUUUGUGCAAUUACAUUAUUUGAGAAUUAGUAAUAGGAAGCAACAGUAUUUACUUAAACUUUAUACUGUACCUUGUUCAGCGGAAGAUCCUAAAAUAUCUUCAAAAAGAGCGAUAUGGCUCUUGUUCUGGCUUAAAUUCCUAUUCACCUCCCAAGUAAAAACUCUCAGCAGACACAUUUAUGGGUCCAAGAGUAAGUUUAAUUGCAAGAAAAAUCACAUUAUACCCUUAUAUUUUAAACGACAGGCCCCUAAAAUGAUUGGGUUUCAGUAUGUCUGCUGCAUCAGAUUAGAACCAACUAGACAUCUGGACCUUAUAAAGGCUAAUAAACCAUGGCAGUCUCAAGUACAAAAUGACUUCCAGUAGACUACUGGGAGAAUGUACAAAGGAAACUCAGUGUUCUUCUGUUAAUGGGCAUUUGCAUUUUGCUGCAAAUCUGUGGGGCAACUGUGAUCCAAUCCAUAAAUACUCAUAAAUAGAUUGGUUAGAAGUCUACUACAAAUUUUAACAAAAACUUGAAAAAAAUCCAUAUGAAUUGACUUCUCUACUGAUUUUAAGAGUUCCUUAAGAUCCAUCCUAUAAUACAAAACCCUUAACUGUUAGACCAGUGGCACUAAGGGUUGAUUUGAAAAGAACCUUGCAAUUUCAGGUUGGAAAAAUAUAAACAGAUGUAAGCUUGGCCUGCUUUUUUGUGUUAUUGGACGGUUUUAUUUUUAUGUGUGUAUGUUUGUUUCCUUUAACAAUGGUAUACAUUAUUCUAGCAUUCCUAUGUAUCCUAGAGUAUUAUGUUUUGAAGAAAGCGAGAUGAGCUAAAAUGGUUUAUCACUCAAUUCCAUGCAUUGUUUAGAUAGAUUUAUUUGAAUUUUAUUUUAAAGCUGUUAUGAGUGUUGCCUUGUUGCUGCCUCUUUCUACAGCAAAGAGGCUACCAUUAUAUAUGUUAAAACAUAUAUACAUAUUCAACAAAAAUUCAAAGUAUGUUUGUAUGGGACAGCAUCCUUCAAUUAAAGGAGGUAUUUUUAAAUUGAGUUGUAGUGCUAACGCUAAUGUUAACCUUGUUACUGUUGUAUGGUUCACGGAUCCAUAUGUUAAAGUUUAUAGAGCCCAGUUGUAAUUCUAUCAUAUGGAUUUACAUAUUUAGCAGAUAGCGGUAAUGAUUUUCCAACUAUAACUACAAAUCUUUGGACAGAGACAACUUUAUUCUAGUUUUGGUUCUGUACAUAACCACAAUGAAUUUUAAAUGAAACAAC
Molecule: messenger RNA, 5154 nt
Organism: Xenopus laevis (African clawed frog)
Lineage: Eukaryota; Metazoa; Chordata; Amphibia; Anura; Pipidae
Gene: tspan9.L
Product: tetraspanin 9 L homeolog
Exons: 7
Coding region: 426-1406 (326 amino acids)
Source: RefSeq, a predicted model, not a curated record